Messenger RNA from Xyrauchen texanus (razorback sucker), 1336 nucleotides. RefSeq names its product urokinase plasminogen activator surface receptor-like. Bases 9 to 611 code for a protein of 200 amino acids. The transcript is spliced from 5 exons. The record is from RefSeq and is a predicted model, not a curated record. NCBI's taxonomy places the organism in Eukaryota, Metazoa, Chordata, Actinopteri, Cypriniformes, Catostomidae.
CACCAAAGAUGGAUCUUCAAGUCUCUUUUGUGCUGCUUUUCAUUCUUUUCACUGGAGGAUACUCUCUAAACUGUAAAACAUGCAUACCAGACCUGACGGGUACUUGCAUAGAACAAACGGAGACAUGCUUUAGUGGAUUUUCAGAGUGUAUAAGUUCAAAAGUGAAAAUAACUGGUGUCUCUACUGUGGACAUAAAACUAAAAACUUGUGCUCUGCCGAGUUAUUGUCAAAUUGGGAACAUGAACCUCGGUGACAUUAAGAUUUCUUCUUCAUGCUGCAACACUGACAACUGUAAUGACAAAGAUGCUCCAGAUCCCAGCUCUACCCCCAAUGGGAACCAGUGUUACUCUUGCAAUGGACCAAACUGCUCAAACGUGUUGAAAUGUUCAGGGAAUGAAGACUACUGCGUUAAAGCGACAGGGUCUUUUCCCAGCGUGUCAGCUACUGUAAAAGGAUGUGUCUCUAAAUCUUUCUGUGAUGCCGCAACAUCGAUUCCAAAUCUUGUGGAUGUCAAAUGCUGUCAGGGGAACCUGUGUAACAGUGCAAAGAGCUUCACCCAGAGCUUCAUGCUUCUCUUGUUGCCACUGUUCUCCUACACCCUGUUUCACUGAGUUUCAGAAAGUAAAAGGUCCCAAGUGAUUUUGGUUACAGUGAUUUUGGUAUAUAUAGGGACAAUAGUUAUACCACAAAAUUUGUCAAUUUAGGCAUAUACUUUUGAUGUUUUUUUGAGUAACAAUAUAAAAUAAUGUUUACUCAUUGUGAUCGAGAGCCUGUGAGUCAGUUUCCAUCACAGGAUUUGAAUGUGUUCAAAUUACUUAUUUCUUGUUUUACUCCACUUUUCAAUAUAUAUAUUGGUGUUUUAUUGUGCAAAAGUUUUAUUCUUUCUAUUUAUUGGUGUUUCAACUCAAUCUCAUGUUCUGAUGUAUUUAUACAAUAAUAUUGUAAUUAAGAAUGGGAAGGCAAGGGUUAAUUUGAUUUUAACAAAAUGGUAUAAAACAAUUAGAAAUGGUGGGAAAUGGUGAAAUAGAAAUUGUAAUGGUGUUCAUAACAGUUGUCAGUUGAGGGCACUAUUUUGCUAUUUCUGUUUUUAACAACUGUUUCUGCACAAUGUUGGUCUCAAUAAAGCUAAUUUGGUAUCUUUGGAGUUUGGGGUUUUGGAAAGUGAUGGCGAGGCUAAUCCAACGUCUCUACUUUCGCCUGCACCGCAGCGUGCCGGACCGCAGACUGCGCGCACCUCCUUAAAUUCUAGAGGCGUUUAUACUAUGAAACAACAAGGGGCAUCCCAGAGGAAAUAUCAUCUGAAUCAAUUAGUUGUGAGAAGACUCAGUUUUCCAGU